AUGAGCACACCAGUUGCGAUAUCAAACAAACCGUGCCUUUGUGGAUGCGAGUCAUCCUCAUGUGGAGGAGGCCACAUGACCAGUCAAUUGAAUAAUAGCAGUCGCAAAAGGAAACUCCAAGGGGCUUCUUAUUUUGAUGAUGUUCUGAUGGAAGGCAUGAAGAAUCUCUCUUUCGAUCAGAUUCAGCGUGAGCAAGAAUUGCUUCAUGGAGUUGCGGAUGACGUUGACCUGGAUGACAAUACGAUUGACGACCUGCUCCUUGAGCUGGAGUCGCAUCUUCACCGUAUGAAGAAAGGAACCGCGUACGAAUUAGCGGAGAGGCAAGACCCGUCGUAUGUUUCCAAUCGGGAAUUUCAGUUGGCUUUCUUACGAUCAAGUCAUUUUGAACCAAAAGCAUCAGCUGCGAAACUGAUUACCUUUUUCAAAUACAAACAAGACCUCUUUGGUGAAGACAGCUUGGUUUGGGACAUCACUGUGCAAGAUUUGAACCAAGAUGAUUUGAGCUGCUUAUUGGAUGGCAAUAUUCAGUUCUCGCCGUUUCGUGAUCGAUCAGGACAAGUGAUCUUUUCGGAGUUCCUCGGCCUUCGAACGAAGACAACUAUCCGGUCAGUGUUGCGAGCCAGAUUCUACAUGUUAGCGAACAGUGUCGAAACAAUGAUAGACAUUAGCAAAGGAAGCGUCCUCGUGGGCUAUCUUGUUGAACAGUAUCACGAUCAUUUAAACGGUUGGGGUAUGCUGGAAGGAGGAAAGUUGUUUAUGGAAGCUGUCCCUUUCAGACUUGACGGCCUUCAUCUAUGUCACAGCAAUCCAAUAUAA
Messenger RNA from Cylindrotheca closterium, 816 nucleotides. Lineage: Eukaryota; Bacillariophyta; Bacillariophyceae; Bacillariales; Bacillariaceae. The record is from the annotation of a GenBank genome assembly.